Radiomyces spectabilis is the source of this 2953-nucleotide messenger RNA. Its product is annotated as mitotic checkpoint protein-domain-containing protein. The transcript has 13 exons. Bases 68 to 2485 code for a protein of 805 amino acids. NCBI's taxonomy places the organism in Eukaryota, Fungi, Mucoromycota, Mucoromycetes, Mucorales, Radiomycetaceae. The record is from RefSeq and is a predicted model, not a curated record. Gene Ontology annotation, cellular component: kinetochore; mitotic spindle; nuclear envelope. Gene Ontology annotation, biological process: mitotic spindle assembly checkpoint signaling; attachment of mitotic spindle microtubules to kinetochore.
CUCACACAGAAAUUCCUUUCUUGGUAUUUCAAAGGCUCUUACUUUUGGACAACUGCGACAAAGCACCAUGAGCGGUUAUACCUUUGAUGAGGACGAGCCUGACGUUGUUCCGUAUAAACGAGCGCGAGUCACUCGUGAUGUAUUACGACGAUAUCCAGCCGUCGAUACCGCAUCCGCCCAUGCAUCAUCCGUCGAAAAAGCGUAUCAACAGAAACUGAGCGAAAUGGAGACGUUAAUGAAAGCUGCUCAGGAAUCACUGCGGGUCAAGGAAGUGGAAUGUGAGACCAUUCGGUCCACAUGCAAGAUUGAACGACAAGAAAUGCAGCUAAUGCUCGAAGAAGUCAGAGCUCAGAAACAGGAAGCCGAGAAACGAGCGGUAUACCAUAUGAAAAAAUCAGAAGAAGCCUCCUCGACCCUCAAUGUUAUCAAAACAGAACAUGCAUCGAUUGCUAAUUCGUUGCGUGAUACAGUGGAAACGUUGAGAAAUGAGAAUCAUCAGCUAUCCACCGAAUUGACCACGGUCCGACAUGAAAAAAGCGUUCUUGAAACACGAUAUCACAGCCUCGAAGCGGAAAUGGCCGACACCGUCAAAGGAUUACAGGCCAAUAUUGAUCUUCUAAAAGAACAGAUGCAACGACAAGAAGAGACAGUAGCGCAACGUUGUCAGCGAGAAAAAGAUCUGGUAUCAAAGCUGACGGAAGCAGAAGACAAGUUACGCAUGGUGGAUACAGCUAAAUACAACAUGGACAUUGUGCCAACCUUGAAUGAGAACUUUGAGCGACAAGCAUUAAGGGCUCAUGAAUUGGAAAUGGAAAACGUCAACUUGAAACAAUCGCUGGACGGGUAUAAAUCGAUUUAUGAAAAUGUACAACAGCUUCGAGCCGAGAAAUCCAUACUGGAAGCCGAUGCACGCGAUGCACAGCAGCUUCGCAAAGCGAACAAACUGUUGGAAGUGGAAAAUGCUCAGUUAAAGAUGGAUCAGCAGGAAUGGGCUGCGUAUUUGGAAACAGCCGAAGCCGCCGAGUUCGUGUCACCCCAGGAUUUGGUGUACAAAUUAACGCGCGAAAGAAAUCAAGCCAAAGCCGCCGCGGCUCACGCUGAUAUUUUGCAGCACGAAUUACGCAAGAAGGACGAGUUUAUGAUGAAACUCGAGGAACAUAUUGAUGAACUGAAAGCGACGAUCCGUGAAAAGGAAAAGGUGCAUCAAAUGGAUCAAGUCGAUAAAAAGUCGCUGCAGAAUGACAAGGAAUUCGCGUUACGGCGGGUCAAGGCCGUGGAAGAUCAAUUGAAAUUGUACGAUCUGGCAGAAAAGAAAUUCGCUGACGGUAGUUAUGAUGGUCAAAAAGCGGAGCGCAUUUCACAGUUAGAAGCUGCAUUGCAAGCAUGUCAGCAGGAGUUGCAGACCAAGACCGAACAGUGGUUACGACAGGAAGCAGCCUUGCAAGCGCAUACAACAGACACCCAACCCGACCCAUCCUCCACCACUGAACCAUGGUCUUCUUCUUUGCAAGCAUUUGUCACUGAACUGUCUGAGGAAAAACUGAAUGCUUUACAAGAAAAAGAAACAUUACAAGCAGACAAUGCGACACUCACGGCUGAACUUGCUCUUUGGAAAGAGAAAGCCGCCCUUCGUGCGCGUAUCGUCGAACAUCAAGAGACGGAACCCUCUAGUGUUUCCAUCGACCGACAGGAAGAAACGGAAGAACGUCUCUUGGUGCCCAAAACCAGUCCCGCGUUUUUGGAACAGACGAUUCGCCAAUCCCAGCUGGACGGAUUGCGAGCUGAGAAUGCUACUCUUUUGAAACAGUUGCAAGUGCUGCAAGACCAGUUGCAGAGCGGCAUUGAGCAAACCAUGGAUGAAGAACUCACCAUUACAAUACCCCGAGCCACCUUGAAAAAUAUGCAAGACCACGAUGCCCAACUCGAGAAAACGGUCGCCUCACGAGAAAAACGAAUCAUGCGCUUACAUCAGGUAUGGGAAGCGAAAGUGAAAGAAUUCGUGGGUGCGGUUCGAAGUUUGCUUGGUUACAAUAUGGAGAUCCGUGCCGAUGGAGCGGUGAGACUGGAAUCGAUCUACGUUGAAGGAUCACAGUUUGCGUUUCUUUUCAAAUCGGGCGAUAACGAUCUCGGUACAUUACAAGUCAUUGGCACUGAUAAAGAGGAGUGCAUGCAGACGUUGCAGUCCAGCUACGAAUUCUUUGUCCUGGAACAAGGCAACAUUCCCGCCUUUCUCAGUUCCGCCACCCUUGAACUCAUGGAUAUGGUAACGCAGCGUCCAUUAUCCAAUGAUGAGGAAGAGAUGGAAGAAGCAGAAGAAGCAAUAGAAGAAGAUGAAGCACACGAUUAUGAUGAAGAGCAAGACCAAGAUGAAGACGAACUUGAAGAGUAUCCAUCGAUGGAAGAAGAAGAAGAAGACGAAGGCGAAGACGACGACGACGAUGAAAUAUCAAACGAAGGAGGUGAUUCCCCCAUCAUGCUGGAUUAGUUUGACUAGUGUUUGUUUUCAUUGAAAGAGGGAAUUCAGAAAAUGAGUCAAAACAAAAAGAAGAUCUAUGAAUCGGGUAGAGAGAAAAAAAGACAUGCUAAAAAGAUAAAAAUAAAAAAAGGAACAAGAAACAGUAAGAACUAUUGGGAAGACAUGUGGACGAAGAUAAAAAAAAAUGAUACACAGCUAAUAAGGAUGAUAUGGUCAAGACAGUUUUCUUUUGUUUGUUUGCUUAGAAGCGUUCCUUCAUUCUUGCAGAGAUGGUACGCAGAGUAGCAUACACCUUGCCGGGAGGGCUACCGAGAAUCAAGCUUACGACGGCAUCUCGUGCGAUCUUGAUAUUUUGGAAAGAACCGAGAAUGUGGAUUUUACUAUAUAAAAAAAUUAUACUCACAUUAGUUCAUUUGAUACGACUGUGGCAAAAUAAAUUCAGCGAAUUGCUUACGUAUCGGCCAACACAAUUCUUGU